Polistes canadensis is the source of this 3438-nucleotide messenger RNA. Its product is annotated as photoreceptor-specific nuclear receptor-like. The transcript is spliced from 10 exons. Gene Ontology annotation, molecular function: nuclear receptor activity; zinc ion binding; RNA polymerase II cis-regulatory region sequence-specific DNA binding. The coding region runs from base 588 to 2228 and encodes 546 amino acids. The record is from RefSeq and is a predicted model, not a curated record. Gene Ontology annotation, biological process: cell differentiation; anatomical structure development; positive regulation of transcription by RNA polymerase II. NCBI's taxonomy places the organism in Eukaryota, Metazoa, Arthropoda, Insecta, Hymenoptera, Vespidae.
GCUCGUGUCGCGCGUCAAACGUGCUGGCUAUAGGUUAAAUCCUGGCCUUCCUUGUUUUUGUCGUUUUUCCGCCGUUGCCUCCUGAUCCCGCCUUCAAAAGUGCCGGUCGACCAAUCACCGCUAGAGCCCACUCUUACUUCUCUUUCUACCAUUCUACUUCUCUACCUCUUUCACUUGCACUAUCCGUCGUCUACUCUCUCUCUUUCUCAUUCUCUGUGUGUGUGUGUGUUCUCUUACUCUUUUUCUCUUUCCAUUUCUAUCUCUUUUUCUCUCUCUCUCUCUCACUUACUCGCACCCACGCGUUCAAAGUAUGGAAACCGAGUGAGACCGAUGAAUAUACUAGACUACUACUAAUACUACUACUACUACUGGUACUGUGUGCUGCUGCUACUGGCAACACGAUGUCGACGUUCUUCUACCUCGACGACGAGGAACACGACGAACGGCAACGAGUCGACGACUAGGAACACGACGAGACACAAGAUAUUCGCGAGGUUUCCUCUCGUUUUGCUAGUCAACGGGAGAGAACACACUUAGUUCGAGGCGAAGUUCCGUUGUUGCGAUUCGAUGAUCAUCGAGAAAACAUCAUGAACGGUGCAACGACUGUUGGUACUUCAGGAGAUUUGCAACAUCAGCAACAGCAAUCGCAAAACGAAACGGGUUCGGAACAUCCUCGAAGUCCUGCAAGUCCGCUCAGUAUCCGUCACGAUUCAGGUGAGAGUAGUGUGAUAUCUCCUGGAUUACCGGAACGGUAUAGUCCAUUAGGAGCGACAGGAUCUACAUCCAGUCACGAUCCUUACGCCUCGAGACCAGUACAAGAAUGUCCUGUGCCACUUUGCAGAGGAAUGCCGACGGAUUUUCCUUUAGCGAGAUCACCGUAUCUUACUGCACUCGGUAACGGACAUCCGCACCUUUUGAGUCAAGUACAACAACAACAUCAACAACAACAGCAGCAACAACAGCAACAACAGCAGCAACAACAGCAACAACAACAGCAACAACAAUCGCAACACAGUAGCAAAACACCCAGAAGUCUUGGUUUAAUAUGCGUUGUCUGCGGUGAUACCAGUUCUGGCAAACAUUAUGGAAUACUCGCGUGCAAUGGUUGCAGCGGAUUCUUCAAAAGAAGCGUCAGACGUAAACUGAUAUAUAGAUGUCAGGCUGGAACAGGAAGAUGCGUCGUGGACAAGGCGCACAGGAAUCAAUGCCAAGCGUGUCGUUUGAAAAAAUGUAUGCAGAUGGGAAUGAACAAGGACGCCGUUCAGAAUGAAAGACAGCCUAGAAAUACUGCAACUAUUAGACCGGAAGCACUCGUUGAAAUGGAUCAAGAACGAGCACUUCGGGAGGCAGCUGUUGCCGUUGGUGUGUUCGGACCACCGGUGUCUUUGGCAAUGGCGAGAUACACGACACCCUUACCGUUACCCUCGAUCGCACCCACGACGAAUUCAACCACCACUGCUACUCCUCCCAGACAGGAAACCGAAGAUGGUAACGCGUCAGAGGACAGCAUAGACGUGACGAACGAGGAACCAUUGACACCUCAGAGAAGUGGAUGCACGCAACUUCCACCAGUCAUACCAUCCCUUUAUUCACCUGCCAGUGCCGAAACUGUCUACGAAACGAGCGCGAGAUUACUCUUCAUGGCUGUUAAAUGGGCGAAGAAUCUUCCUUCGUUCGCAAGUUUACCCUUCAGAGAUCAGGUGAUCCUAUUGGAAGAAGCCUGGUCAGAACUAUUCUUACUAAAUGCAGUCCAAUGGUGUCUACCUCUGGAAUCCUCGCCUCUCUUCAGUGCACCAGAAUUGACGGCGUUGACACUUUCGCCCCAUCAGCAUCCACAUUCGGGUCUUCAUCUGCAAAACAGCACUGGUAAACCAAGCCAAGUUGCUGCCGAUGUUAGACACCUUCACGAUACUUUGCAAAGGUACAAGGCUGUCAUGGUAGAUCCUGCCGAAUUUGCAUGCAUGAAGGCCAUCGUACUUUUUCGACCAGAAACGCGCGGAUUGAAGGAUUCUAGUCAAAUUGAAAAUCUUCAAGAUCAGGCACAGGUGAUGUUAGGGCAACACGCGAGAGCCCAACAGCCAGGAAGUCCGGCACGUUUUGGGAGGUUGUUGUUGCUUCUACCGUUACUCAGAGCCGUACCUGCAGCAAGAGUAGAAUUAAUAUAUUUUCACAGAACCAUUGGUAAUACGCCGAUGGAGAAAGUGCUUUGCGAUAUGUAUAAGAAUUAAAAGAAACCCUAAACACCGAACGUUUAAAACGUUAGAUAAACUAAAAGUAUCCAACAACUUUCUCGCUUUCUUUUACAAAGAAAACAAAGUUACGGAAACAAAAUGAAGGAAGGAAGGAAGGAAGGAAAUGGCCUAAAAGAAAGGGGGCAAGAAUUCCAUGAGAAUUCGUAAUAAGAAAUAAACUUAUGGCAGCAUCUUGCUUGUGUUGAAAUUACGAAAGAGAAACGGCAUCUAAAAAGAAAAAGAAGGAGAAAGGAAAAAAAAAUAAUGUGUGAAUGGAAUAUAUAAAACAAGAAGAAAUCUAGAAGAAGUGUUAUUGUGAUUAUCACAAUAUGAGUGUGUAUAAAAAUACGUGUAUUUAUUUAUUAUAGAAAAUGUUUAUUGAACCAUAGGUUCGAUUUGUCGAAUGGAUUAUCAUUUACGAGGAGAGAUCAUUCAUUCACGCAUUCUCAUGCACCUCAUACAGGCAGACACCCAUAAAACAUAUACGCACAUAUAUCACGUAUAUUGUUGUCUCCUACGGUAAGGAUAAAGAGAAAGAAAGAAGACACAGUGAUCUGAACUUUUGUCUUCUCGUUAAGAGUUCAUUAAUUUUUAUUCUAAUAUCUCUUGAACAUUUUUUAUAUUUUUUUCUUUUUUAUUUUUUAAACGGUAAUCAUUUGUUUAUAUUCGUCUAACAAGAGACACGAAAAAACGAGGGAAGAUUCACGAGGCUUCCAAUCAGAAGCACGACUUACAUAUUACACAUUCAAAUACUUUAACAUACCUCGCUACGAAUGUCCAAAAAUAGAUAUAUAGUAAUUAAAACUUCGAUGAUGUAAAGAUUGAAAAAAAAAAAAAUAAGGAAAAAAAAAAAUAAGAAUGAAACAGACGUAUGUUCAGCCGUGCUUCAAUUCUUUAUACUUCGUGUUGUGAUACUGUUCAUUGUAAAAGUGUACGUAAACUCGAUCGAUGCAUAACGAUGUAACGAUGAUAACGUCUCAUUACUUGUAAUAAAAAGGAAACGCGAUGAAAACAAAUCCUAUAAUAAUAAAUUUUUCAUUAUUUCAUAAGGCACGUUUUGUUACGACUGAUGAAAUUGGAAAUAUAUGGAAAUGGGGGAUCGUUAUAUUACAUGGUGUUCCAUACCUGGGAAUUUUGCAAAUAUAUUUUUCUCCAAAGCACACACACGCACAAAAGCUUUAUACGAAUAAAUUUUAUUCUACAUUUU